Rhodamnia argentea is the source of this 917-nucleotide messenger RNA. RefSeq names its product late embryogenesis abundant protein D-34-like. Bases 73 to 873 code for a protein of 266 amino acids. The record is from RefSeq and is a predicted model, not a curated record. NCBI's taxonomy places the organism in Eukaryota, Viridiplantae, Streptophyta, Magnoliopsida, Myrtales, Myrtaceae. The transcript is spliced from 3 exons.
GGGCCCGAUUCUGAAAGCAAGAGAGAAGUUAUUCAGACGCCAACCAGGUAUUAUUUGCGACUUCCAUUGAAGAUGAGCCAAGAACAGCCAAGGAGGCCACGAGAGGAGCAGCGGCAGCGGCAACCUGGGGUCGAGCCAAUCAAGUACGGCGACGUUUUCUCUGUCGCCAGCGACCUUGCCUUGAAGCCCAUUGCACCGCAGGACGCGGCAACGAUGCACACUGCCGAGGCUGCAGUGCUCGGACAGCCUCCGAGGGGUGGCCCUGAGGAUGCUAUGUGUGCCGCCGCAGAAUGGAAUGAGAGGGUUGGGCUUGUUGGCCGCGAGGAUCGCACGGACGUUGUCGCAGAAGAAGGGGUCACAGUCACCGAGGCUGAAGUCCCUGGCGGGCGUAUCAUCACUGAAAAAGUGGCUAGACAGGUUGUCGGCCAGUACAUCGAGGGCGCUCAUGCGGCAGAUGCGCAGGUGCAGGCGGUCCGGCAGAGUGCGAUAACCAUCGGCGAAGCGCUGGAAGCGGCUGGCCAAUCGGCCGGGGGCAAGCCUGUGGAUCGAGGCGACGCGGCCGCCAUAUUCGUGGCGGAGCAAUGUGUGACAGGGAGCUCCGUGGCCGUACCUGGAGGGUUGGCGGCUUCUGCUCAGACGGCCGCGGCUUACAAUGAGGAAACGCUCAGGGACGAUGCCAAGAUCAGGCUCUCCGACGUCCUCACGGGCGCCGCCGUGAAGCUGCCCGCAGACAGAGCCGCGAACCGGGAGGACACGGAGAGAGUGGCGAACGCAGAGCUGAGGACAGGGGGCAGGACGUCAGCCCACCCUGGCGGGGUGGUGGCGUCGGUGGCCGCGGCUGUGAGACUCAACGAGAGCAUCACCAAUCCGUGAAGAAUGAAGUGAAAGCUUCGUCCUUUGCAAGUGUUUAGAGCAAG